Hylaeus anthracinus is the source of this 1138-nucleotide messenger RNA. RefSeq names its product serine/threonine-protein kinase RIO3-like. NCBI's taxonomy places the organism in Eukaryota, Metazoa, Arthropoda, Insecta, Hymenoptera, Colletidae. The record is from RefSeq and is a predicted model, not a curated record. The coding region runs from base 180 to 824 and encodes 214 amino acids. The transcript has 5 exons.
AAUGUACUUGAGUUGCCUUUAGUGUGAGUGUACUCUCGUUUAGAAUUAGAGUCUAUUGUAUUCUGUUCGUCUGUUCAGAUUUCAGAACCUUCUCAUACUUUUAUCAGUUGUCUAGUCUUCCAAAUUUUGCAAUUUACUUCUUGUAGUUUUAAGACGCGUAAUUUAAUUUAUUGUUAAAAAUGUCGACUCCGUGGGCCAAAAUCCAACCAAUAGAAGGACCAGUCAGUUUAUUAGAGAUAGCUUCUGAACAACUUGCAAACAGUUUACAAGAAAAAGAACUAAGGAAGUGUAAGGUUGAACCAGCAAAAGAUGUAAAUAUUCAAGAUUGCACAAUAUUUGAAAUCAAUGACACAGACAGUGACGAAGUGAUUGCACACAUGUUGCAAGACCAAUACAACAAGCAGCAUGAUUUAAUGCUGAAACGUACAGAAGAAAAGUUCAAUCGCGAUUCUAAAGUUAAUAUUACCUACACAAACUACCGAAUGUCUUUGUCAAACGAUCAAGAUGAGAAAGAUAGUACAGAUAUUGAAGAUACAAAGAGGGAUUUUGAUCGAUUUGUAAGUAUAGAAAAAGAGUAUGCUUCAAUUCCUCGUAGUGGAUAUAAGAAACUAGGUGAAGGAUCUCAGAUUGUUACAAAACAUGACAUGCUAAUGUCUUCAAGGAUAAAUGCCUGUAGAGUUCUACAGUUUCCUCCUGGUAUUCAUACAGGAGACACAGGAGGAUUCGAUGUCAAAUUAAAUAAUAAAGUGUUCAACAGCUUACGAGCCCAUAGUCAUGCUCAGUGUUCCAGACAAAAAGCCAAAGCACGACCACAUAUAAAGUAGAACAAUAAAGUAUCUUGUCCAUGUAAAUAACUCUUUAAAAACAUGUUUAAAUUUGUUCAAUACAUUUAAUUGCAUACGAUUUUUACAAGAAUUUCCGUAUAAUUUAAAUUCAGGAAAAAUAUUCAUUGUUAUAUAGAUUUUUUUGCUGUGUGCUAAGUACUGAAUCCCAGAGAAAGAGCUAGUAUUGGAAGUAUUGAAAUAUAAUUAUUUUUGACAUUAAGACUUUAUUAAAUGCUGUAAAAAUGUCGACGUUACUAUAUUGUAAUACGAGACUUCAAAAAUAAACAACCGAAAUGGUGUUUUCAAUAAAUAAA